UGCACUUUCACGGGUUAUCCUUGACCGCAAGGUCUAAAGAAAUACAUACAAACAUACAUAUUGGCAAUGGACAUAAUUUGCCUUUGGCCUUUUACAAAACAAGCAUUUUAUGGCAAAGACAAACACAUAUGUACAUAUAAUCAAAUAUGUUAAAUGAAUAUAAUACUAAAUAAUGAUAAUGAUACUGUAAACUGUGAAAGUUACAAGUGUAAAGUAUAUAUUAUGUGCUACUAUUCUUAGUAAAUUAGUCUAUACGUACUGUAUAUGAAAUAUCAAUGAAAACACAGUAUAUAUUAAAACAAAUAUGUUGACUGUACAGAUGAUUCUUUCUAAGAAGCAGCUAAAGUUUUUAAUCUAUCUUCUCUAAGUUUCAUAGCAUGGUACACAAAUUUUGCGUUGUUGUUAACAGUUUUCUUAUUUUUACUACCCAUAAGGUACUUAAAUUUUGCCAGUGUCGGCCAGGUUGAUUUGAUACAAUAUUUAUUUCUAAGAUGUUCAUAAAACAUACAGCAUAACAUAAAAUGGUAUUCUGAUUCUACAGUGUUCUGAGUACAUAGCUUACAAGUUCUAUUGUCCCUAACGCUAUUUGUAUAUCUACCAGUUUCAAUCUCUAAACAGUGGGCAGAGAGUCUGAAUUUAGACAAUUCUAUUCUAUAUUUAUCACUCUUAACGAAAAUGAAAUAAUCUUCGCACACAAAAUCCGUUUUGAACAUACAAUAAUAAUGCAUUUUUGUUUGAUUUGAUAAAGCCUCAUGCCAUGUCUGAACAUACUGAUCUCUUAUUCUUUGAGUUAAUAUAUGAAGAUAGUGAGCGGUGUUUUCAGGAUUGAAAACGUUAACAAUAUUACCAAGACCAAGACUAUAUAUAUAUAUUUAACUAAUGAGGCUUGCCAUACAGUAUUAUUACGUGGGUUAUGUAUACCGAUGUCUCUUUGUUUAAGAAGGACUAUAUGCAUAAGCGAAUCUGGAGUUUUCAUUAUUUUAAGCCGGUACUUUAAAGCUUGUUCCUUACAUAAUAAUGAUAAGGGAAACCGUCCAAGUUCCCCUAAAACUUCAACAUUAGAUGUUUGUGAUUUAACACCAAGUACUUUCUUACAGAAUUUCAUAUGUAGUAAGUCUAUCUCUUUAAAAUCUUAUAUACCCCAUACUUCGGAACCGUACAAUAAUAUUGGUACAACAAGAGAAUCAAACAAAGAAAGUUUUGUUUUAACAUCAAAUGAUACCCUACUAAAUAUAGAGAGUAAAUGAUUAUAUGCCUUUAGAGCCUGUUCACGUAACAUUGUGACGGCAUUGCGCAUGUUACCAGUAUGAGUAAAAUUAAUUCCUAGUUAACAAAAAUUAUCAACAACCUCAAUAGCUUUAUUGUUAGUACACCAUCUAAAAUUGUUAACAGUUUUCCUACUUUCAAAUAUACAUAUUUUAGUUUUAUUAGUGUUAAUUUUCAGUCCCCAUUUACACGAAUACUCAUAAACAGAGUCUAAUUGGUGUUGUAAGCUAACAGGGUUCGUUGUGAAGAGAGCAAUAUCAUUUGCGAAUAACAGCAUAAAGAUUGACAACAAAUUUAAGUCUUGCUCAGUCAUAUCUGUAAGAUUAAGUGAGUCCUUUACGUCAUUUAUAAACAAAAUAAAUAAAAGUGGGGAAAGAGGUUCCCCCUGUUUUACACCAAGAGUAAUAUCAAAACAUGAAAUUAUAUCUACCAGUCUUUUUAAAUAGCUCUAAGUAACUCUCUGCGCUUCUUAGAAGAAAUUAAGUUUUUUAUUGACAUUUCAAAUUAAAUCUUUAAAUAUGCAUCAUCGUUAAAUAAUGUGUCUGAACAUUAUUAAACAAAUUUUUAUUUUUUUAUCAUUUUACAUUUAUGAUUUAUUUAUAAUACUGCUUUAAAGUAAUUGUUUAAGUUUUAAGUAGCUUUUAGUAGUUCUUAGUACCCGGUAGCUUUUAUUAGUUCUUAGUAGCUCUUACCAGCUUGUAGCAGGUCCCUAGUCAAUAUUCAACAAUAACAGAUUUUGUAAAAUAAGUACAAACCAAAGAAAUUUGGGGGAAAAGAAAGUUUUAGCUUUGAAAGUGAGUUAGAAAUCGGGCCCGAAAUGGGUCUGACAGAAAAAACAUGGUUGAGGGAUUCUCAUUGCAUGAAAUUAUUGAAAACAAAAUAAGAUUUUCUAAUAAUGAAGUAGAAUUUAAGAGUAAAUGAAAAAUAAUGAUAAAAUAUUGAAUAAUAUUUCCAUUUAUUUAUCAUAUGUUUCAGAUAAAAGAAAUGCUUCACUUUAAAUAUAUGCCAGAGAUAUAAGAUGUGCUCAAGCUGCCAGUGGAGAGGUGAAGGGCAAGAUUUCAGCUCUCCCCUUGUGUUUUAUGGAGCUAUCAGUACUUGGCCAGCAAGGAAAUGGACAGUUCAAGACAUCGCAGAUAUUCUCCAAGACAAACUGCUGAGAUGUAAAAUUGCAAGCUGUGAUACAAAAGAGUACCAAUGGGAGACAGAGUGUGCUCAUGUCAAGGUUACAUUUCACCAUUACCUGGCAUGGCUGGAGGACAGUGUGGGGUCAGACAAUCCCCUACAUGGUGUUGACAGAAAGAGGUUUUCCUGCUACAUCGAUUACAAGUACAUGAAGGAUGUGUUCCAGGGACAUGAGGAAUUUCUCAAGGGAGUGGACUGGUCUGUCUUUGGUUUGUUGGGACGGGAUGGGGCUGACAGCACGCUAUGGGUGGGGAGUGGCGGCACAUACACUCCUUGUCACCAGGACACAUAUGGCUUCAAUCUAGUCGCACAGAUACAAGGAAGGAAGCGUUGGUACCUGUUUCCCCCAAAUCAGACCGCCCAGCUUUACCCUACCCGGGUUCCAUAUGAGGAGUCUAGUGUGUACAGCCAGGUCAACAUCCGUGCACCCAACCUUUCACACCAUCCAAAGUUCAAGCAGUGUACCCCGUACAUGAUUGAGCUGGGCCCAGGGGAGGUGUUGUAUGUUCCUCAACACUGGUGGCACUUUGUAGAGACCUUGGAACCAUCCUUCUCCAUUAACACCUGGGUCCCCCUGGCCAGUGACAGCUCCAGCCAUGUGGAGGAGUCAGUGUGCCGUCUUUUAUUUUCCAGUCUUGCAAGCCAUCUACUCUCCCCUGAACAGAUACAUGCCUGCCUCAACACUGGAGAGAGCCUCGAGUCCAGUAAGACAGACAUGCAGUAUGUGAAGAUGGCUGUCCACAAUCAUCUGUCCGAGUCGAGUCCCACUAGGGCACCACCUGACAACCUUCACAUGGUCAGGAGACACUUUCAAAACCAUACAGUUGAAAGCUUGUCCCCUUGUGGGUGUCUAAAGGUUGGCCGAAAACGAAAGGCUGAAUCUAAUGAAGAACAUGAGUGGAAAUUGCUGUGUUCAGGUAGCAGACAUCAGAAGCCUUGUGUGGACUCCUCAGAUAGUUCUGAAAGUUCAAUUUCCAGUGCAGUUGACUGUAGCAAGACUGCGAGUACUGUUGAUUCCAAACUAAGAAUCAGAAAAAAGGAAAUUGUUCAGAGACAAACAAAUGACAUUCAGAAACAGGGAGCAUCGAAACUUAAUGAUGAUGGGACAAAAGAAACUAAUAUAAACAUUGUUGCUUUGUCACCGAUGUCAUUUGACAAAUUUUGUACAUUUUUGAAAGGCACAUUUGGGUACAAUGGGUUUGAUAACCUGGACAGUGCAGCAACUGGUGUACCCAUUACAGAUAACACUGGAAAAAUGGUAAAUGUAGUUACAGACAUCACUGAAGGUGUUGAACAGGAGGAACACAAACAUACUAAAACAUGGCAUAAAUCUACAGUGGAAAAUGUAGAAAGUGUUUCUUGUGAAACUGAAAGUGAACAUGAAAGUUGUUGUGAAAACAAAAAUCUGGAUGAUAUUAGUUUACAAGAAAAGAUCAGUAAUGUGUCAGAGAUUGAUGUUAUUAAAGCAGUCUUGCACCCAACUGUUAUAACUCAGAUUUGUAAACUGUUGACAGAUGAUGUUGUUUAAAAUGUGUUGUAGUUAGAAAUUCAAAUGUGAUUACAUUUUUUUUAAAAAGAAACAAAUUGAAUCCACAUGCUCGUCAUUUCAAAAAUGCAAAACAGGGUUUUAAGUUUCAAAACAGUUAAAAAUAUCAAGUUAUAUACAACCUAUUAAUCUCUAAAACAAGUGAAAAGCGUGAAAGAAAUUAUUUUGAGACAUUUAUUUUGGAAUUUGUACAUGUUUUUUUACAAUACAUCAGGAAAACUAAUAUUCCCUCUCAUUCUUUGCCAAGCCCCCCAAAAAUAUGUUAAAAUUGUAUGUUUAAAUUUUUGC
This is a messenger RNA of Mya arenaria, 4282 nucleotides long. RefSeq names its product HSPB1-associated protein 1-like. The transcript has 8 exons. Lineage: Eukaryota; Metazoa; Mollusca; Bivalvia; Myida; Myidae. The coding region runs from base 2285 to 3976 and encodes 563 amino acids. The record is from RefSeq and is a predicted model, not a curated record. Gene Ontology annotation, molecular function: 2-oxoglutarate-dependent dioxygenase activity.